AUGCUAGCCCGCCGCGGUGUAAUAGCCGACGAACUCACCGAAUCCAGGUCCCACGUUCAAGAAGCAGUACUCGGAAGCAGCCCCAACAAUCGAACCACCCCAAAAUCGCACUCCGAACCACAUCCCGAACCCCCCAAAACUUGUACCGAUCCAAACUGCCAUUUCUCGCCCUCUACCUCCGAAUCAGCAUCAGCAACCUCCUCUUCCACCGUUCGCCAAGCACAAGGAACAGACCACCACAAACACCCCACACACCACAGCCACCACCACCAUCACCACGAAUGGGAUAACCUACCGGGAAUCACCUCAGAAGCAGAGGUUUUGCGGCAGAUAAAGAUGCAGCAGCAGCAAAGGGAACAACAACACCACAAAUGGGACAACCUACCGGGAGUCACCUCCGAGGCCGAGGUUCUGCGGCAAAUGCAGCAGCGGGAACAGCGGGAACAGCAACAGAAAAACGAUGGUGGUCAGGAGCAGAGCCAGGGCCUGGACCAGGGUUCCCAGGUCCAGGGAGGUAACGGCAAUAAGCCAAAACAAGCGACAUCUGAAGAAGAAGAAGAAGGGCAGGCUGGGAGCAGUAUCACUGGAACCUUCUCUAAGGUGGACAGAGGACAGGAGCAAGAUAAAGGGAAGCAGAGGGAGGGUGAUAGUCCGAAUAGGGGACGGAGGGUGGGUAGUACGGGGAAAAGUCACGGCGAAUGUAGGAAGCUGGAGUCAUUCAAGGGAAAGGAGAAGUUCUUCCGCCGAGGACGAGGCGGGAGCUGGAAAGGGAGGAGCAACACAGGGUUCAUAUGA
Molecule: messenger RNA, 795 nt
Organism: Neurospora hispaniola
Lineage: Eukaryota; Fungi; Ascomycota; Sordariomycetes; Sordariales; Sordariaceae
Exons: 2
Coding region: 1-795 (264 amino acids)
Source: RefSeq, a predicted model, not a curated record